AUGCGCAGAUCUCAGGCGAGUCCCACCAAGGUGGCAAUUCUCCAAACUGUGAAUCUCCAUCUGCUGGUCUUCGGUUUGGGAUGCAUAUACGGCAUGACUGGAGCGACGCUCAUCGAUCUUGGCGAGGGAUAUUCCACGACCUCAACGACUGUUUCCUUCAUCAUCACGACUCGAGGGUUGGGCUCCAUCUUGCUAUGUCUUCUAGCCGGUACAGUUUUCCGGUUUUUCAACAUGCAGCAGGUGAUGAUCCUUUCCCUGAUAGUGCUGGCGAUCGGAGAGGGAGCAACGCCUUUACUGGGAAGCCUGACCGCCUGCCACAUCUGCACUUUCCUCGUCGGAGGCGGCAUUGGACUCGUCGAGGCGGGCUUGAACUUCUGGAUCUUCGCAAUAUGGAAGGAGAAGAGUGGACCGAUUUUCCAGCUCCUCAAUUUCUGCUCCGGAUUCGGGGGAGUCGCUUCGCCUCUGCUGGCGGCCCCAUUCCUAAAAGCAGUCGAAAUCCCAGUGAAUGUCUCGAUGGCCGAGCCUCCAGAGACUGGAAUCCCACUUCCGGCGGAAGUAACGAGAGUCUUCAUACCCUAUCUGAUGGUCGGAGGAGUCUUCGCCGUCGCUGCGAUUCUAUUCAUCGCUUCUUUUGUGAUGGACAGGUCGAAUAUCGGUGUCAGCGACGCCGAGGCCAACGACUCCUGUUGCUCUCGACGGUUGCAACAGCUGAUGAUUGCGAACUUUUGCUUCUACGCUCUCGCGAACGUGAGUCUGGAACAGACUUACGUUUCUAUGCUCGCGCUGUUCGUCGUCCAGCACCUCGGCUUCAGCAAAUCUAACAGCGUCUACCUAUCGGCUGUUUUUUGGACCUUCUUCACGGCGAGUCGUGUCGUUGCAACGAUCGCCUCAUUCAAAAUGAGUCCUCAUAGUAUGUUGGUCGUUUCUCAUGCACUUGUGCUUCUUCCGGCCGGUGCCAUGUGCCUCUUCGUGGAGUCAGCUACAGAAGUGAUUUGGAUCUGUACCGCGGUCCUGGGUUUCGGGGCUUCCCCGCUUUUUCCCUCGUCGUUCACUCAUCUGCAGCAGUACGUUCAUUUGAGUCAGAGCCAUUCAGCGAUGAUCAUGAUGUGCGUUUGCAUAGGGGCGAUGCUGCCCCCUGUACUGGUCGGCCCCUUCAUCGACGACAGACCCAUCGCGUUCGUUUACGUCAUUUUUGCGCUCGCAGUCCUUUCGGCGACCGCUUUCGUGACCUCGCUGAUCCUGAAACAAGGCAAGGGUAUGAGGCCCUCGAUGAUGCGAAAACAAUCUCCUUCAGGAGUAGCAGAAGAAACAUCUUCUGAUACGAAGACCAAGUCGGUUCGGCUGUAA
This is a messenger RNA of Galendromus occidentalis (western predatory mite), 1347 nucleotides long. Its product is annotated as sodium-dependent glucose transporter 1. The transcript has 4 exons. Gene Ontology annotation, molecular function: D-glucose transmembrane transporter activity. Lineage: Eukaryota; Metazoa; Arthropoda; Arachnida; Mesostigmata; Phytoseiidae. Gene Ontology annotation, biological process: transmembrane transport. The coding region runs from base 1 to 1347 and encodes 448 amino acids. The record is from RefSeq and is a predicted model, not a curated record.